Heterocephalus glaber (naked mole-rat) is the source of this 4309-nucleotide messenger RNA. NCBI's taxonomy places the organism in Eukaryota, Metazoa, Chordata, Mammalia, Rodentia, Bathyergidae. The record is from RefSeq and is a predicted model, not a curated record.
GGACGCGCAGCCGAGCCGGGCCGUGGGACACGCGGCGGGCGCAGGGCAUGAAGUUGGGCGCGCGCGGGCCUCAGAGCGGGGGCGCGGCAGAGCCGGGAGCCGCCCGCGUGCAGAGCCCGCUCGAUGCGCCAUGGAGCUCGGGGUCCCCGGAGCACCGCCCCCGCUGCUGCCUGGGCUGCUGCUGCUCCUGGGGACCGGCCUCCUGCCGGGCUCGCUCCACCUUCCCUCCUUCCCAUUCUCUGGGCGGCCACUCUGCAGCACCCCUGUACCCGCGGGGCCCCGGCCUCCCUGUGAGCAGCCAUGUGGAGACCCGGGCCCACUCGGAGGAGCGGCUCUUGAAGACCCUCUUCUCCGGCUACAACAAGUGGUCCCGGCCAGUGGCCAACACCUCGGAUGUGGUCCUCGUCCGCUUUGGCCUGUCCAUCGCCCAGCUAAUUGAUGUGGACGAGAAGAACCAGAUGAUGACGACGAACGUGUGGGUGAAGCAGGAGUGGCACGACUACAAGCUGCGCUGGGAGCCCAGCGACUACGAGAACGUCACCUCUAUCCGCAUUCCCUCUGAGCUCAUCUGGCGGCCGGACAUCGUCCUCUAUAACAAUGCGGAUGGGGACUUUGCCAUCACCCACCUGACCAAGGCCCACCUGUUCCAUGACGGGCGGGUGCAGUGGACGCCCCCGGCCAUCUACAAGAGCUCCUGCAGCAUCGAUGUCACCUUCUUCCCCUUCGACCAGCAGAACUGCACCAUGAAGUUCGGGUCCUGGACCUACGACAAGGCUGAGAUCGACCUGGUGAGCAUGCACAGCCGGGUGGACCAGCUGGAGUUCUGGGAGAGCGGCGAGUGGGCCAUCGUGGAUGCCGUGGGCACCUACAACACGCGGAAGUAUGAGUGCUGUGCCGAGAUCUAUCCCGACAUCACCUACGCCUUCGUCAUCCGGCGCCUGCCACUCUUCUACACCAUCAACCUCAUCAUCCCGUGCCUGCUCAUCUCCUGCCUCACCGUGCUGGUCUUCUACCUCCCCUCCGACUGCGGCGAGAAGAUCACCCUGUGCAUCUCGGUGCUGCUGUCGCUCACCGUCUUCCUGCUCCUCAUCACCGAGAUCAUCCCGUCCACCUCACUGGUCAUCCCGCUCAUCGGUGAGUACCUGCUCUUCACCAUGAUCUUCGUCACCCUCUCCAUCAUCAUCACCGUCUUCGUGCUCAACGUGCACCACCGCUGGCCGCACACGCACAGCAUGCCUGCCUGGGUGCGCAGGGUUUUCCUGGACAUCGUGCCGCGCCUGCUCUUCAUGAAGCGGCCGUCCGUGGUCAAGGACAACUGCCGGCGGCUCAUCGAGUCCAUGCACAAGAUGGCCAGCACCCCACGCUUCUGGCCCGAGCCUGAGGGGGAGCCCAGCGUCCUGAGUGGCUCCCGCAGUGGGGGCCCAUCUCCCAGCCCAUCCUCCUGUGUCCCUGCGGAGCCUCAGCCUUCCUGCAAGUCGGCCUCUGGCCAGGCGCCCACUGUGGAGCCCGCGGGGGCCGAGGAGGCUGGCCCCUGCCCCCUACCCAACAGCUCCAGGGCCUUUGCGACCCCCAAAGCCAGGUCCCUGAGUGUCCAGCACAUGUCCAGUCCCCAUGAAACAACGGAGGGCGGCAUCCGGAGCCGAUCUCGGAGUGUCCAGUACUGGGGCCCUCGGGACAGCACUGCCUCCUGGGCUGAUGGCUGGGUGGCUGGCUCCCCGGCUUCUCUGAAGGCCCAGUCUGCUGAGCUGCCGCCAGACCAGCCCUCCCCAUGCAAGUGCAUGUGUAAGAAGGAGCCACCUGUGGUGUCCCCGGUCACUGUGCUCGAGGCCCACAGCACCAAAGUGCCACCCCGGCACCUGCCCCUGUCACCGGCCUUGACCCAGGCGGUGGAGGGCGUCCAGUACAUCGCUGAUCAUCUGAAGGCAGAAGACUCUGAUUUCUCGGUGAAGGAGGACUGGAAGUACGUGGCCAUGGUCAUCGACCGCAUCUUCCUCUGGAUGUUCAUCGUUGUCUGCCUGCUGGGAACCGUGGGCCUGUUCCUGCCACCCUGGCUGGCCGGCAUGAUCUAAGGAUGGAGCUGGUGUGGCCUGGGCAACUACAAGAUGCGGCAGGGUUGGGUUGCUUGUCCCCGCCCCCCAGCUCCACGGGGCCGUGCCACUGGCCAUUUGCCCACCAUCUUCCGUACCUGCUGUGAGCUAGCCUUGGAAAGAGACACUACCUCUGAGGGAGCUGGAGUUUGGGUGCUGGUUCUGGUCCUGCAGCGGCCAGGGAGGGGCGGCUGGCUGGCAGGGCUGGCACGUGCUUGCUUCAUCCACAGGGCAGUGUCGUGGCUAAGCCCCAUCAAAGUUUCUCCAGAGCAGACCACUUGCUCUCCUGCCUGCAGACAGCACAUGCUCGCCUGAGCCUUGCAGAUGCCCGGUGAUUGCCCUGCCACAGGCAUGAAGCUUUGUCCCCUUUCUGCCCCUUUUCCUUGUUUCCCUGGGGUCCAGCAGCUCGAGCACCCCACCCAAGCCCCCAGAGAGAGCAGACCUCCAGUCUCCCCAGGCGGAGGCCGAGGUGGGUCUGCUUUGCUCAUCAGGCUGUUAGUUGUUGGAGCCUGGAGCAGGCGCCAUGUGGACAGCCCUGCUCAGAGGGCGCAGGUGCAGGCAGCCCCGGGGGUCCAGGGCCCUGGGGCUCUGUGGUGAGCACCUCCCAGAGGCCUAGUGACCCCAGACCCCCAAAGGCACUGGUGUUUGGGUCCAGGCCCUCUGGGCUCUUCUCUGAAACCUCCGCUGUUCAGAGCCCAGGAGCCCCUUGGGGUCUGGCAAGCGGCAGGCAGGAUUUCCUGUCGUUGUCACUGUCACUAUGGUUAGGCCAUGGUCCCCUUGGUGCAACCUGGGACCUUGGGUGGAGGGGCAGAAGGAGCCCGAGCUGCUGUCCGGGUUGGGGACCCCUGGGGCUUCUAGACAGGUCAGGGCUGACUUGCCCUCCAGGGGCCUCAGACCAAGGAGGGGCCUUACCACCCACCUGGCUUGUCCAGAGUCAUGAGGGCUGAAGUGGUGGCCCCACAAGACAGCACCAGGCGGCCCUGGAGUGCUUUGUGAGAUAUGGGGUUAGCACAUGCUGCUCCUGCCUCUCAGGUCGCACGUGCCCGGGGUCCAGGGUGGGAGGAGUCUUCCUGUGCAGUGGCCCCAGCCCCGUCCCCCUGCUGACCCCAACUAGCCAGGGAGACCCUGCUCCCUCGGCCAUCUCAUCCCUGCCUGGAGCUGAGGUACUUGGGAGAACUGAGGGAGUAACUUCGUCAGUCUGGGGCUGAUGCACACCAAGCUCUGGUCAGUGCAGCAGCCGCCACCAAAGGUUGCUGGUCCCAGCUGGCCAGUGAUGCUGGGAUGGGGGAGCCACCGAGGGCUAAUGUCACCCAUACCCUCCCACCUCUGAACACCAGGCUGCUGGCCACCCACAGGGUCCCUGUGGAGAUGGGGUCCUGAGUCUGAGGCCCUGGGAGGUUCUUGUGCCCACAGUGGGAGGCAGAGGCCUAAGUGCUCCAUCCCGGGCAUCCCAGGCCUCUGUCUUCAGGGCACUGAGGGCCCCUCCUGCUGAGCAGGGUCUGCACUGGCGCCAGCCACUCCCACCCUGCCCUCAGCAGAGUCCUCAGGUGGGUAAGUUCACGCAACUGGGGUUGGGGGGCAGGCCUCGGAGGAGGAUGGAUGAGGCAGAUUUCAAAUGUGAACUCCAAGAUCCAAGUUGCAUAAGCAGAUCCAGCUGCCAGAUGUGUGGGCAGCUGUGGCGCCCUGGACAGUGCAGCUGCAGAUGUUCUUUUCUGGGUCAGGAGACGUGAGGAGCCAGGACACUCCUGUCAGGCAGCCCUCCUGCUGCCGGGACUCCAGGAAAGGAAAUAAAGCACCUGUGUCCCCCACACGCAGCUUCCCAUAUUUGCCUGCAGCGUUGAUUCGGAAUUGAGGUAAAGUUUACUUAUGGCCAAAUGCGUGAUGUGAGCCUUUCAGGCCAGUGAGGUUUAAGAAAGAGGACAGCACUGCCCUCGGCCUUCCAGUGUAUGGGCGCCACGAGCAGUGCUCCCCACUCUGUCCCUCUGCUCCUCUUGGGGCACAGCAGCCCUGACGUGACCCCCGAACCUGCAGCACUGGGCACUGUGCACUGUGGACCACAGGAUGACGGCACUGUGGAAACUGGGGUGUGGCUUUCCUCACUCAGUCUGAGGACAUUGACGUUCUUCUGUGUUGUGUGCAUCUGUAGUUCAUGGCCGUGUUGUGUUUUGGUUCUUAGUUGCCGAGCAGUGUUCUGUCUGAAUAAACUGGUCACAGCGUGUUUA